This is a messenger RNA of Paramuricea clavata, 1230 nucleotides long. NCBI's taxonomy places the organism in Eukaryota, Metazoa, Cnidaria, Anthozoa, Malacalcyonacea, Plexauridae. The record is from the annotation of a GenBank genome assembly.
AUGGCGGCUCAUUCGGAUGACCCGAAUGACCUUGAAAGUCGUCUUGAUUAUGACGAGUCUGACGACUUAGAUAUACCCGAACAAGCAAACAAACACCCUGAGCAUGAUCGGGCAGAUUUUCAUGAGUUCUUGUCGUCUUUACAGAAGACUAUGUCUACACAAACAGCGUUAUUGUCCAUUUUAGUGGCCGAACGCCAAGACGAAAAACGAACUAACACCAGUAGUGUCCCGGCUUCGGCCAGCUCGAGCAAACGUCAGAAAUAUGACUCGAAUGAUACACAACCUCAAGUAGGCUUACAAGAUAUAGCUGCAGAGACAGCAACUACAAAUGCUUCAGAGGAAGCAACUAACAAUGCUUCAGAGGAAGCAACAAAUUCGGUCUCAGAGUCAGACAAUGAGCAACACACAAGUGAGCAAAAUGACGACAGGUUAAGUGUACAUGGGGAUGAGCAUGACCCUGAUCUUGCCGGGUCAAUGAGUGAGGAUGAAGACAAUACCAGUCUUCUGACAAAAAUAGGUGAAUCACUCUGUCCCACUGAGGAUCAUGGACCACAAGUUAUUGAAAAACUUUCACAACUAGUGAAUACUAAGUUUGUGAUGGAUCUUGACCUUGAAAAAAGGAAACAACUUUCUGAAAAGUACAAAACACCCAAAAAUUGUGAGGCACUUUAUGUGCCACGUGUUAACCCGGAGAUAUGGGGAAAAUUAAACCCAACAACUAAGCAGCGAGACAUAAAGAUGUCAACCUUACAAGACCUCUUACUCAGAGUGUCAAAUGCUGUAAUUAUCUCAUUGAACACACUUUUAGACUGUCGAGAAAAACGAUCAAUUCCUGAUUACAAAUCUGUUAUGUCUAACUUGAUCGACUGCAUUGCUAGUAUUGCUCUUAUUGGGCAUGUUCAUAAAGAACUUUCGUUCAAACGAAGAGACCAGAUCAGACCAAGUCUGACAAAUGAAUUCAAACCAGCAUGCUCUCGUAACAAUAAAAUAGAGAAAUCACUUUUUGGUGAUGACCUCUCUAAAGUCUUACAGGACUUAAGAGCAACAAGCAAGGUUGUGAAUAACUUAACACAUAUGCCUACCAGUGGAAAGCCAAGAUCAUCAGCAAAUUAUAAUUCAGCAAGCACAUCACGCCCUCAUUUUUUACCGCAUCAGGGAGGGGCCAUUACCCUCCCCGGCCCAAUCGAUCAUACAGGCAAAAUCAAGGCCCAACAAAGAAGAAGUUCAUGA